UGUGUCAUAAUGAGUUGUAAUUUAAGUUUGGAAAGAGUAGUGAUGAUGUUAAGACCGGAGAAGGCGUGUUAAAACGCGAAAACCACACAAGCGAAGCAAGUAAUUGCAUUAAAGAGAAAAAUUGUAAAAUAGUGAAAAUAUUGUUUGGGAUAACAAAUAGCCAAUUUGUGUUAAUUUGAUUCGAUAUUCAUUACUUGACGCUGCUCAAGAUAAGUUUCGCGAAAAUCUAAUCGUGGAAGGAGUCGAAAUUGAAUUGACAAGGAUUGAUAUUGUAAAUAAUAUAAAAGUACAACGAUUGAAGUUAUCAGAAGAAUGAAAUAGUUGAAAAUCAAAAUAUAAACUAUAACCUAUCUGUUUUUAACUCGCUAUUGUUUUAAGUUGUCGUUUUUGGAACCGCGUGACUAUCGAUGCAUCGAAGCUGUGCUGUUCAAAUGUGAAAAAUCUGACAAAACGGCAUUUUUACACAAGUGGUUAGCAACAAAAUUGUGAGAAACCAUUAACAAUAGUUGGGUACGUUUAAACUACACCAUAUAAACAACUGAAAUAGAAAAUAAUUUAUCAAAAAAAAAAAAAAAACAAAAAAAAAAAAAAAUCGAAAAAUAUAAGUGCAAAAUCGUAACAAAUAUCAAUACUUGGUAUCGGCUUCUGCGAUUAUAGCCCAAGCAACGUUAAACCUUGUGUGGUUAAAGAGCUGUGAAAGAUCGGUGCGGAUUUGGAAAGCAGGAACAUUACUCUUUGAUACGUUAGAUUAAGCUUUAAAAGAAAGUUCAAAUAACAGAGCGUUUUCUUUGGUUUAACUCAGUUUUAAAUUUCACCUAUUAAAUUUAAAGGCGGUUGUAAGUGAAAAAAGAUCAAAAAAGAAGGCAAUUCGCGGUGUCCACGUUUCUAACACCGAAAACUCAAGUGUAGCGCAUAGUGAAGGCAACUUUCUGUAAUUUUGAAAAUUAAACAUAUCUAAACGAAAGUAAGUUUUCCAUAUUCCGUAAAGUGGGUAGAAAGAAAAAUUCUUGAAAUUUUUCCAUUCGACGAAAAUUAAGGAAAAUCGUUAAUUGCCAGCCAUUGUGCGUUCGUAUACAAAACAACUACAUAUGUAUAAGAAACGACACACCACGAAUCGCAGACAUAACUGGAAUUUAGUACACGAUAGAGUGAGAGCAAUAGAACCAUUUGUGAGUUUACAAAAAAAACAAACACGAAUACGCUCCACAAAGUGAAAAUAUUGCAGUGCAACAGCCAAAUAGAAAAGUGCGGUGGAAAGGUUUACAAAACGAAAAGACCACUCAUAGAUGUACCGCCAUAACCAUCCACGAAGCGAAGGAUCAUACAGAAGGACUAGAAUACGAAGGAGAAGCGUAAGCUAAUGAGUAAAGUAGCUAAAGAAAGCUUAAAACAAAAAGAAAAAUCAACAGACUGAUUAACAAUAUAAAACAAAAUUAUAUAUAUAAAAUAUAUGUAUAUGUUUAUACAUAGUAAUAUAUAUAAAUAAUUAUAUGUAUGUACAUGUAAAUAAGGAAGAAAUCACAAAAGAGGAUAACAAAACAUAAGUAAGCAAAGAUAGAAAAGCAGGCAAGAAGAUAGUAGAGCAGCAGAAAGGAUUGUAAGUUUUAAGCGAAAUAGGGGAACGAGAGUGCUUACGGAACCGAAAGCAGCAGGUAGAAGUGGUAAUCACGACGAAAGUGCCGGCCGCACUCCGCUCCGAUUUAUUACUUAAGCGAGCAAUAGUUGAAAGACAUCAUCAAUAGCAGAUUGAGUGUGGUAGAGGAAGUACGUACAGAACGUCUGAGAAGGAUCCCUCACUAAGUAAACUGAAGAGCCAAGAAGGAUAAAACGCAAAUUACCGUUGAUUUUAUUGUGUGUGAUAUUUAAAAAUUAAGCAUUAAUAUAAACGCUAAUCAUUGAAAAGCUAAGCGGAGUGCGCAUAUUAAAAUAAAAUACCAAGAAGACGAACAUCAAUAAAAAGGUUAGAGUUAAACUAAACACUGGAAAUCACAACAAAUACGUUCAGCUGUAGCGGGAAGAAGCAGAUCAAGCAGAGGAAGCUGAAUAUAAAACUUUAACUAUGACAUACUCGCACAAUAGCGUUAGUAAUAAUUUAAAAAUGACAACAACCGCAGCAGCAGCAGCAACGACAAUUCGUUUAAAAAAAGUGUCGAAUGUUGGUGGAAGCGGUGGAGGUGGUUUUUGUGGCAAUGGCGGCCGCAACUCUCCGCCAUUAAUAACGCCAACCGUAACUGCACAUUCCAACAGUAUUGCCAGCAGUACAAAUUAUCAAUACGAUUACCAACAACAGCACGUGUUGAGUUCUUCGCCGCCUGGUUGUCCCAUGUCGUCAGGAGCGUCGACGUCAUCGAAUUGUAGCGAUUCGUCGUUAGGCUCUAGUGGCUUUGGUGGCAAUUUUUCGUCGCGACAACGGAAGCAGCAACAGCGGAAACAACAACAACAACAGCAUCAGCAAAGUGGCUCUCCCCAGCCGACAAGCGGCAGUGAUAGUGGCGUGUUCUUUAGUAAUAAUCAUAAUUACCAGUCGCAUUAUGGCGGCAGACGUGGCGCUAGCGGCCACAAGCAACGCGAGGGCCAGAGGUCGCCCAAUGCACAGCAGCAGCUGUUGCAGCAGCAAACAACCCGUCAAUCACCAGCUGUAAUAUUGGGCGGCGGUGGAAACCCGGUGGUAAUUAAUAGCAACGGCGGCAGCGCCAGUCGAAAGCAACGCGCAAAAUUUGCUAUGAACAAUAGCCCCUUAUUCGGUAAGGUCUCGCCAACUCAAAUGCUGAUGCCGACUGCGUUGACGCAUUUCGCUGGGAGUAAAUGCUUUGAUGCACCGGCGCCCACAGCGCUACCCAAACCGCCGCAACAUUGGACGCUGACCAAAGCGGAACUGAAGGCAGCCAGCAGCGCUGGACCCGGCCUGCACAGUGUGACGACAGCACGCAAUCCAGCACUGGCAGCAGAUGCACACACCUGUGGUGGCCACGUCGUUAAGCAUUCGAAGCGCAACUUGCUCGACGAUUUCGAUACGCACAAUUUGAAGUUGCUCUUAAAUGUGCAAUCGUAACCACUACGCAUGCCAAAUAGUCCACGAACAAUUUAAAUCACCAUUAACUAGCAAACAUCAAAAAAUAAAACAACAACAAUAGAGUAAAUAUCUCAGUUAUGAAACACACGUAUGCAAGGAAGAUGUGAUAUUCGCAAUGAACCAUGCAUGAGUGCACCGCAAAACAAAAAACAAAAGCAAGUAAAUAUUAAAUCAAAAUAAACAUCAUUUAAUAUAAAAGAAAACAAAACAGAGUUUUAACUGGAACAACUUGAAUGCAAGUUUGCAAUACAAAUGCCGUGAUACAAUUGAAAACAAAAUCUAAUUAAAAUAAAACAUUUGUACGUGGAGAAGCUGCGUAAACAAAACUUACGACACAAAUAAAAAAUGCUUGUGAUCUCAAGUGUAUAGUAAAAAUGAAAUAUCUAAUUUUAUUAUAUGAUAAAUUGGCUGAACUAUAGUCAAAAAUGUAACAUGCAAUUCACAGCUCAAUCGCCGAAAAUGCAAAAUUCCAAAAUUUAAUAAUUUACAUUAUUCUAACUGUAUUUCACAUAAAUGGAACUUAAUAUAAAUCUCGUAUUUUCGCUACGAAGGUUAAAGAAAAUUUUAAAAUACGAAUUGAAAUAAAGUCAGUGGACAUAAAAACAUGUAUCAGCUUCAGUAAAUCGUAGAAAGAUAUCAAUAGAAAGCAGUGAAGCAACAACAACAACAGUAAGACUCUAGAUUCCACUAAAGAAGGUACGAUUGCAAAUUAGUGUGAGUUAUUCGUACCUUGUUGUUGCAGGCGAAACUGAAAUUACAAAGAUGAAAAUAUAAUAAUAGUGAACUCCAUCAACCCACCAACAAAAUAAAGCAAUUCGAUGCAAAACUUUGAAAAUUAAUAUUAUAAAUAUAAAGUAAACAAAAGUAAACAAAAUGCAAUAAAAGCAAUGAAAACACAACGAGCAACAUAAAUACCAUUUAAGCUGUGGCCACGGGUGUGAGCAGAAAGGGAUGAGACGUGCUAUGUUGUGCGUGUGAAGGAACACAUUGUGUAAAAAACAGGACAACAGCAGUUGCAGCUGCAGACGAAGAAGAAAAACUCAUAAGCAACUCAACAACAAAUCAGCAUUAACAGCGGCAUUAGAUGCAAUAAGGAACGGAGCAUCCGGAGCAUCUGUCAAGUGGGAAAUUUGGGAAACGAAAUGAAAUUUCCUCAGCAAUGGCGGCACACAACAUACAUUUUGUGCAACGUAUACCAAAAUUUAUUUUACUUAUAAAAAACAAGAUUCUCAUUAUGCGUAUUAAAUUUUAAUAUUUUGUAAUUUUAAAUUUGUAAACAAAUUUCAACUGUAGAUUUGUAUAAUUUUAAAAACUUCUCUUAACAUGCAAACCCUAGUAUGUACAACCAAAUGUUGUUAUUGCGUCAACAUAUCAAACUCUGAUGUAUUUUUAAUAUUUUUGUUUCUAUAUUUUAGAUUUAUAUCCUAUGUCAGUAUUUGAAAGUCGGAUUCAAGUGCGAUCUUAAUUAUGAAAAUUUAAAAAUGAAAGUUCAAAUAAUCCAAUCCUGCUUUGAAUACGAUUUCAGGCGAAACACUCAACUUUUUAAUAUUGUUUUUCUUUACGUGUACUCGUAAUACAUACAAACACUACUUGUGCAUAUGAUGCAGCAAAUAAAAUUAAAGUCCCUUUAUUAACACAAAUUUUGAACUUGUUGGCGCAUAUAAUGUGUUUCUUGUACCUUACAUUUAAAUGCAAUUGUAAUUUAAAGAACAACAACAUAUUUAUAUUUAUUUAUAGUUUUUCUACCUUUAAUACAACAUCCUCAUAAUAACUAAAAAAAACUUGAUUACUUAACAUUUACAUUUACAUGGAUGUGAUCCAUUUGUAUUAUAAACAAACAUGAAGGCAACUGUAUGUACCCAAGCUAAUGUAAUAUCUAAUGUGCUAUACAUUUUGAAAUAUUUGUAUUAGCAAAAUAAUGUACAGACAUGUAUUUGCAGAAAUAACAAAAACCCAAAGAUAAAUGUUAACAAUUUUUAAACUAGAGAACUAAAAUAAAAAUUGUUUAAAGAUAUAUUUUUCCGUCAGCAAGUAGAGGGAAAAACUACAAUAAAUUUAAAAUAAAAUAAAUAACAUAACAAUAGAUAAAAGACAAAACCAAAAGGCCGCAAGGCUCAAAAAAGAAUAAAUGCGCUUAAUUUAUUGAUACAAGACAGAUUUUAUUCGAAAAGACGCCUGCCAAAUAAUGCAAAUCUGAGGAAGAAGAACUGCAGCGCAAAUUAUAAGAAAUCGUAAUAAACAUAAAUUCGUAAAAGUACCCAAGUCCUAGGCAAACAUCAACACACCCAAUUCAGUACGCCAAUUUACACAUCUAUUUAUACAAACAUAUGAAAAUAAUUGUGAGUAGAGAUGCAUUAGCAUCUUGAGUUACGCUCUAAAAUCGUGAUGAUAUCCAGCGAACUGCAAAAUAAACCAUUCAGCAGAAUUUUUAAAAAAGUGUAAUUUUGAAAGAAAGCUAGUCCUUUGUGCAAAACAUUAAAACAUUAACAUUAAACAGUGUUUAGAUGUAUAAUUUCAUAAUAUAUUUUCCGAUCUUUAAAUAAUAAUACAACAAACAAAAAAAUUAUCGCAAAAAUUUAAAUAGUAAAUUGUAUACAACUGCCUUAAGAACAGUAGCCUGAUAGAGUGUGAUGAUUGUUUGCAGCUAAAGAGGAGCACUUAAGCCCAGUACCUUGUUUUUUAUAGUUCAUAAUGAUUAAGUUUUUUUUUUGGGGGGGAACAAUGGAUGGAUAUUUCUAACCGUCUUACAAAUGAUUUAUAUUAAAUGGAAUUGUGAUGGAAAUUUAAGCAUUUGCCGGAAACCUGGCACAACAAUGUCCGAUUUAAGAUUAAGAAAAUUAUAAUAUUAGAAUAAAUAUGCUAAUGAUUUGACAGCCUUUGAAGCAUUCACAUUGUUAAUUAAUACACAAACAUCGAGCAAAGACUCCCGAUACAAACAAUAACAACAACAACAACACAUAGUCGACAACGAGCAAACACAUCCUUGUGAAAAUAUUGAUAUGACGACUAUAUUUGUUGAAAUGCCAGUAAUUGCUGUUAAAGAGAAUGCUUCGAAAUCCGCUGCCAACAUAAAUGCACUGAAUCUGAACUGCUGUUGCCAAUAUUAGACAAUUAAAUGCAAAAAAUGGUAGUUGGUUUGAAUUUUGUGAUGCUAUAGUAUAUACGUAUGCUAGUAUGCUAGUAUGUAUUGAAUGUAUUGUAUUUUGCUUACUUUUUGUUAACAUUACAAAUUACAAAAAUUACCAAUGAAAAUUGUAUGUUGCUACUUUGUGAAUUUUUUGGAUUUUUGUGAAUGUUCCGUACAAUAUAAUUGUUGAACUCCGUAUGUAAUGUAAUGUAAUGUUAGUAACAUAAUACAAAAACAAAUGUGCAUUUUUCUACGCCUUCUUCCAGGAAGGGGCAAGAAAGAAUCAUCAAAAUAUUAGUGUUUGAGAGCGCGCGCAUAAUAUAAUAUUAUUAGUUAAAGUGAAAAGUUGUAUGUAAAUGAGUGAUAAGGGAAGGGAGAGUAAUGCAUAAUAUGAACAUUUGAGAGGCGCCUCAUUGGUAGUGGUGUGCGGAUGGUUGUACUACACAAAAUUGUUAAUUUUAACAAUGCCAUUGUAAAUUGUAUGUGGUACAUGAGAAGUGAACAAACUGGAACUAUGUUGAUGACUUUAUUUAAGUUCAUUUUGUUUUGCUACAUACACUUUAUUAGCACACAAACCUAAACGCACGACACAACAACACAUAUGCAUCAAAUUGAAUUUGCAUUUUAAGAUUUUCUUUUCCAAGCAUAUUCAUAUGUACAUAUGUACAUAUUUGUGUAUACAUAAAUGUAUGUAUAUAUAUAGACUUUUUCAGAGCAAAAGAAUAGCUGCAAAUAGAUUGUCCGAAUUUAUUUCGAAUUGACAAGUGAGAGUAACAACAACAACAGCAACAAAAACAGUACAACAAUCGUUUGCAAUAUCUUUAACUGUGAAAGAGCCUUUAAUUGUAAAAUUGCAAAAUAAAGUUAUUUUAAAUUUUUAUUUCUUUAAAUACUCUAUUAUUUGCAACAUUUCUUAAAUAGUUAAAUGUAAAUUCACCAUAUCUUGCUGCAUUGCUUAAUUCUAUUGAAAAUGAAGACGUGAUAUUUGAAUGCAAUCAAUAUUUUUAUUUAUUUUUAGUUUGCCAAUUUUUUUUCAAAAUGCGCAUGAGCAGUGCUCACGGUAACUUCAGGAAAAAGAAAAGAAAAAGAGAAAGAAAAAAAAAACAAAUGAAAACAAAACAUUGUACGAAUGAAAAAUACCUUGAUACAAAAAUAUAUAUACACACACACAUACCCACAUUAAAUAGAAAAACUAAGAAUUUUGCAUUUUUAAGAUGUAAGUUUUUUGUUAAUGAUUUUGUUAGUUGUGUAAAGUAAUAGUAAUCGUAUAUACAUACAUACAUACAUACAUAUAUUCCUGCUACUCAACUUCGUCCUCUUAUAGCUACUAAAUUAUUAACUGACUUUGCAAGCAUUGCGCUUUAUAAAUUUCAUACAACAACAAUAUUCAGGCAUAAUCAAAACGCAAAAUUAAAAUUUCACUAUUUCGCUUUUCAGAGAUUUUCAUUCUACAUUUGCAUUAGAGUGGUCGCCAUUUGUUUCUGUGCUCAAUAUUGUUGUUAGGUAAUUGCGCGGAAAGUGUCAAAUGCUACGAUAAAGACGAAUGCAAAAGCAGAAAAAAUUAUGUAAAACAGAAAACAACAAAAAAAAAACACCUUCUAGUACAAAUCAUUGCUCUUGAAGGAGCACAUUGCGGACGUUUUAUUGUAGUGUUUACGAUGGAAUUGUGAUUUUCAAAAUAUGUCUAUUGAAAUGCAGUAACAACAAAGCUUCAACUUAUUUUAAAUAUCGAAAUAUUUAUCAUGCAAAUGACGAGUCGAAAUCAAUUAAUUAACUUUUUAAAAAUGUAUUUUUUGUGCGCGUUUUUUUUUUUUUUUUUUUUUUAAGAGGAAAGGAAAAAAAGUCGUGAGCAGGCUUACUUUUCAAUAAAUAUGGUUUGAAGUGACAUAAAGCUUUAACAAAGACUUGAUAAGUGAAAUUUUAAUAAAGAAAUAAAAAACCAUGUUAAGUUAAAAACGGACAUACAUAUACACACACCCACACACACACACUUACACACACACAUAUACAUAAAUAUUAAUUAUAAAAACAAAAAUAACAAAAGAAAAAACUAUAUCUACCUAUAAAGUACAUUCAAAAACAUACACACACAUGCUCACAUACAAUUUGUUAAUUUUUUAUGCAUUCAACACUUGUAUGUGCGUAUUUCUGUCGAACAGUAAAAACACAGUUGAAUAUAUGCAAAUGCAUUUGCAUAUAUGUAUGUAAGUUCAGCUAAGUAUGUGCACAUACAUAAGACUAUGUGUAUAUGUACAAUGUGUAUGUGUACAUACAUAGUGAUCGAAGUUGGAGUCGAAGUAGAAGAUGUGGUUGACGACGAUAUAUGAGCAGGGCGCUUUUUUACAAACAGAAGUUUCAAUGAGGAUUCUACAUAUUAACUCCGCACAUUUUUGCCUUUUAGCAAAGAUUUCGCCUGCUGUAAAGAUUUCAUGUCGCAAAAAUGCUACUGGGUGUGUUCGUGUGGCACUCAAUAAAUACAGGAAUAUUGCGACCCUGUUGCUUUUUUGAAGGCCUCUUGCUGAUACUCAGCUGUUUAGUUGCGGUAGUAUUGCAGAAGUUAGUACGCGCUGAAUUUGUUGGUUGAAAAUAUGUAAUACUAAUCUCGUUUUAUUGCUCUUAAUUUUUGCUAAAAACUGUAAAUAAAAAAAUAUUAAGUUUCAAAGUAGUAUUUAUUAAAUAAAUACUUACUUUCUCUCUUCUAUUUCUCCACUGCAGUGAAACAUUUUAAAUUGCAUUGAUUGCGUUUGUGACGACCAUCAGAUUGAAAACAUUUUACUUACAGAAUGCGUGACUGCCGCAAUUAUUACAGUUCGAACACACCCAUAGUUAUCAGGGAACAUUUUUCAAUGCCAGUUUAACGCUGUUGAACUUUUAAACUAAGUUUAAUCCCACAAGAUCAUACUUGGAGAGCGACUAAUGAUUGAAGUGCCAGUUUGGCACUCGUCAAGCGCCGUUUUGAUACGGAGAGCAAUCACUACAUACUAUACCUACAUGCCUGUGUAUGUAAAUAUGUAGUUAUUAACAUAUUUAGUUUACUCAUUGGAUCUUCUAUUUGGUGAAAGAGCGAAUGAUGUAGGCGGAGUGUAUUUUGAAGAUAUGCUCGAAUAUUAUUUUUUAUUUUUAUUUUGUUUUAAUUUUUGUAAAUCUGCGUACCAAUCUUAAAGCUAUUGCUGCUCUACGCAUCGUGCACUGCCUGCCGUUGGUAAUAUGUGGUGUGUGAUGCGUAAAACCUUAGCAACUUUAUUGGCGCUACAAAAAGAAAAUGUAUUAAAAAAUUAAAAAAAAAAAGAAAAAGUAAAAAAAAUUAAUUGUAAAAAAUGUACUUCCAAAAGAGCUAAUUUACAUGUGAAGAGAAGAGAAAGAAGCAAGCGAAGAAUGAGCGAGAAUGAAAUGUAUAAAAGCGCAUGGUUGGUAAGCUGCGCUGGUUGCGGAGAGGAGGAUACGUAAACUGAAGAACGUAAAAAUAAAUAAACCUAUGUUUUUUUUUUUUAAUUCUCUAUAGUAUUGAUAUUGCAUAAUGCAUAACAGUACGCAGAAAUUUUUGCGCAUCGAGAUUUAUAUUUACUCUUCGCUUUGGCUAUACUUCGCUUAGAUACGAAAUUUCUCUUCCAUGAAUCCUUUACUUUUUAAGUUAUAAAGUGUGGUAAAUAGAAAUAUGCAAUUUUGUGUGAUAAAUUUUUUUAACUAAGCACGUUCAAAUUAUGCAAUCACGAGUCAGCCAGUCGGGCAAUAAAAAUGUGCGUUCUUAAUUAAAAAUAUGAAACGAACUUUAAUUUGCUAAUAUUUUUGUUGUAGUUUAAGAAAUGUUUAUGCCCGGAUUUCUCUAACUUCAAAGAAAUUGUAGAACGAAAGUUUCCUUUAAAUAUUUAUUUGUAAUUCAUUUUAAUUUUAAAAAAAAAAAAAAAAAAAAUCAUGUAAAGGCCAUAAUUUUUGGUUUAGUUUAGCAAUUUUAUCCGAACGAAAUACAGAAAAUUAUGUUUAUAUUUUAGAACAUUUGCACUAAAUUAUAAAAUGAAAUGUCUCUGACUAUCAAAAUAGACAAACGAAUCAUAUGAAUAUGAAUGGAAGAAAUGGGAAAACAAACUUACGUCAGCAACAAAAAUUGUAACGAAUUGUAUGAAAUUAUAAGUUGAAAUUGAAAUGGAAAAAGAAAAAAAUAAAAAUAAAAAUAUAUUUAUUGCAUAACUUUUUGUGCAAUAAGUAGUCAAAAAAAUUGUAAAAUUCUGCGAAAAAAUACAUAAUUUUUCAUUAUUCUUUAUUAGUUAUUCAACCUCCAUAAAAAGUGAUAACUUAAACACCAGUUAUAGUAAUUCAAAACCAACAAACGAUAUAUCAAUUCCCAAUCAUCAAAAACUGUUUAUUUUUUAUAAUACAAAAGAAUACAAAAUUCAAAAAACCAAAAAAAAAACAAAUUUGGAAAAAUAGAAACGAAUAUAUUCAAAUAAAAAGUUGUACAAUAUGCUAAAAUUUUACGGUUUUGCAGUUGUACAAUGAACCAAAAAAAUUGUGUUUUUAUUUUAUUAGGUUCCCUUAGGUUUUACAUUUUCGAGCAGAAAGUUUCGUAUGUGCCGUUUUAUAUUUUAAUUAACCACUAAAUGAAUGCAUGAAAUAAAUUCGAAGUUGAGAAGUGAAGUGAGCUUUUAAUAAAAAUAAUUGGAUAACAUGUCAUUAAUGCGUUCUUUCAUGCAAUUAUCAAUUCGUCAACAACAACAGCAAUAACAACAAUGUUUUUUAACAGCUUUAAUUUUUUCACCCAUAAAAAUAAAGUCGGCUAGUACUUGGAAGAUAAUUAACUUAUAUUUAUAUGUAAUUACCGAAUGUCGGAGUGAACAUUGGCACCAAAGGCAAGAAGAUUGCACAUUCGAAAAUCAAAAUACUCAGCUGAUUGAAAAUGUUGCCGGGCAAAUUCAAUAACAAACAACAAUUUAUUUUUUCUUUUCAUACAUACCUACACACACACACGCACACACACACGACUCUUGGGUUCUGGCUUUGUGCCAAAACGUCCACAAAAAUAAAAUGAAAUAAUCAACGCGCAUUUGCGUAAAUGUUUCUUUUAGUAUUCCUAAAAAUGAAAUUUUCUUUUGUUAUGAAAAAGGAGAAAAUAUUUCUGUAUUUCGGUUUUUUAUUCCUCAGUAAAUGUUUGGGAAUUUAUGUACGCAGAAAUACAGCCAAAUAUGUACAAUGAGAUGCUGUUGUUGUGGAAGGAAAUGUUAAAUGUAGAUUUCGUGUAGAAAAGGUGUGUGUGAAGAGCAAAGACAUAAAUUUAUUUUUUUAUAUAUGUGUAGAUAUGAAAUACAUAUAAGUAUGUAUAAGGCAAGUAAGUAAAACGCGUAAGUAAUUGCGGCACAAAAAGGUUUUGAGCGAGAGGAGUCGUUGUUUUAACCUUGGCGCGAAGUCAAUAGACGUCAUGAUUGACAAUGAGAGCAUGCGGCCACCAAUGAGAUGUUUCACUUAUGUGCAUAUGUAUGCAUGUACUAUGAUUGUCAGGUCUGAUGACAUUGUACGCUUAAAUCGAGAGGCUAAUUUUGUGCUCUUUAUAUUCAAAUAUGCAAGUAUGAAAUGUUAACUACAAAUAAUGCAAGCAAUCAGCAAUGAAGAAGGUGGUUGUGUAUAUACCUAUGCAGGUAUAUGGAUAUGUACAUACAUAUACACCACAUAAUAUUUUAAAUUAACUUAACGAAUAGCACGACAAUAUGAUUAAGACAAUUUGAGUGGUAGCGAGAGAAUGAAACCGAGUGUACUGUUAAUCGAAUGACUGUGUUUUGCUUUACAGUUUAAACAAAAAAUAUAAUAUUACAUGAAUGUUUCAGCUCGGCUAAAUUUUAAGUUGCUCAACUUAUGUACAUACAUUCAUACACACACACACAAACCAAAUAGAGCAUAUGAACUAUACGCAUCACAGCGCCUUCGAUUUUAUUUAACACAAGUUAAUCUGCUGCUGGAAAAAUUUUUGAAUUGAAAUGAAGAAAAUAGUGAGUAUUUUUUAACGGAUAUUUUACGCUCACUUCCUGCACCAGACACUAAUAUGCAUGCAUAUGGUAUAUAGUGAAUCGCACUAAAAAGUGUAUUUAUGCUUUGUAAAGCAAAAUUAUGUUUUCAAUGCUGGAAACUUUAGCAAUAGCGCUAGGCUUUUAAGCAACACUGUACGAAAUGGGAAUGCUGUGAAGGCGGGGUAUUCCGAAAUUAUAUAUGUAUGUACAACCAUGCAUGCAUGCAUGUCUACAUUAUUUUCGAUAUGUAUGUAUGUCCAUAAUUUCGAUACUAAGCUGUUAGCAUUGACAGAAGCUUAAAGAAUUCCCCAAACUUUAAUUAUAUUAAAUGCAAAAUAUUAUACUUGUAUACAAAUGUCAUUAUGUAUGCACAUACAUAUGUAUCGUUACGAAAAUGUUCAAUGGCCCUUAACAGCGUGUUUUCACAUCUUGGAAGUCUAUUUCACACCUCUACCAAUGCAAUUAGUUUACAAAUUAAAGUAAAAAUAACAACUUUACACUUAAUAGAAAGGUGGCUGAUUAUAUUAAAGUUUUAGAAUUGUUUUGCUUCUGUAAAAUAUCAAAAAUUUGGUGAGCGCCUUGUGUAUUUGUCUGAAUGUAUGAUAUCUAUCCAUACUUGCUAAACUCGUAGCCACUACUCGUGAGAGCUGUUCACCGCCUCCUACUUUAAUGGGGGGAAAGCAAAAACAAAGUAUGCAUAAUUAUGGAUAGCAACAAAUUACAAGGAUCUUUUAGGCCGAAAUUUAUUUAGGCUCUCCAUGAGCAGUGCGCUAAUUCGUUAUAAGAGUGACUGAAGUGUUUUUACACCAAACGCCACACAUCGAUAUUUAAAUACACAUGCAUGUAUGUGUGUGCAAGUUUAUGGAAAAUCGUAUUGGGUGCUCGAAAAAUGUGCUUACGUACAUAUGUAUGUAUAUGCUUCUGAGUUUUAUUUAAAUUUCUUCACUACCUUUUGCAAUUUUAAUGCAAAUUUCCACAAAUACAUACAAACUAAUUUGAAAUUGAAAGUAAUUUGCUGGAUUUUUUGUAAUUAUUACCAAAAAAUUGCAACUAAAAAUGUUAUUAGAUAGUACAUUUGUGUCUAUGUUGUUUAAAAAUAUCACUUUGAGAAAUUUGAAUGUAGCAUAUUUUUAAUCAGAUAGCACUAGAUUUUCAUAAAACUGACCUUUUCAUAUAUAUAAAAAAAACACAAUUUUAGAAACUAAAUCUAAAAAAAUAUAUACGUAUAUGUUUUAAAAUGCCUGACGCUGUUUAAAACUAAAAUAGAUUAUUCAUCUAUACAGUGCAUAGAGUGCACGCAGUUCAAUCAAAUGUUAUUGCGUGAAGUGAGGAGUUAAAUUUAGGGAACCCAGAAAAUUACAAAAACAAAAUUAACUUAAAACACCAAAAAUUCCAUUGUUUUGCUAGGUACUCAUGACCAGUGAUACGAGUUUGUGGAAAUCAAAAUUUUCAUAGGUGCUCGCAUACAAUCGUAAAUACACAGGAAUUUACGAGAAUGUGUUUGUAGAUUGGAUAAAAUUCAGGUUUUAAAAUUAUACCUAUUGCGAAGCUCGUUGGUAAAUAGUAAAAUAAGAUUCGUUAAAAUAAAAAAGAAAUAACUGAAGAGAAAGUCAGACAGUGGAAUUAAGCAGCUCAUUUUUCAAUAAAACUUAAUUGUUUGAAAAUGAUGAAAAAACCCCCAUGAAUAGUUGAACUAAAACAACUGCAUGCAAACAUACAUACAUAUAUAAAUACAUACAUAUAUCACAUAUUCUAAAACAAACAAUUCGAAAUUGCGUAAAUCUAAGUAAGGGACGUGGGAGGGUGGGGAACAAGCGCGGACAGCGAAAUUAGUUGUAUGCACACACACAUAUGUAUGUAUGUGAAAUAAAUUGUCAAAGUGUAGUAUUACGAGUAAGUCAAUCAAACGUUAAGUUUCAACAAAAUGUGUAUUUGUAAUAACGAAGUUCGUGGGGACAUUUAUGGAUUUGUGGAACGCAAAAUGAGAACAGCAAACGAAGAAUGUUGGCAUGAGAGUGUAAAUUUUGAAUGAAGAAAACAUAUGGACAUGCAUCCGUUCAAACACAUAUUGUAUAUAAAUACAUAUGAACAUAUAAGUGCAUGCAUACAUACAUAAAACCAAAAACGUAAAAUGUUAUACUGCAAAAAUUUUAAACCUAAAUUAAUGGUUACGAAUAAUGAAACAAACUACAAUCAAUAUUUUCGAAAAUGAAAAAAAAAAACAACAAAUUAAUGCAAACACACAAAAAAAAAAUUAUAAUAAUAAAUAAAAUCAUACCUAAAUUAACUAAUACAAAUAUUACGAAUGUAUAUGUAUAACUAUAUUAUAACUACAAAAUAAUAAUAAUAAUAACAACAACAAGCAAGAGGAACAUAAUGCUAAACGAAACAAGUUAAAAUAUUAGUGUAUUAAUUCUCUGUGAUUUUUGUACUUAAAUUAAAGAAAAUGUAAUGUACAUACAUCUAUACAUACAUACAUACAUAUGUACAUACAUAGUACGUCUGUAAUGAAACGAAACAAAUUGCAGCUACAAUUGAAUUUGUUGUAUGUGGAACAGCUAUUAGUCAAUGAGGGAUUAAAUGUAACGUGAAUUCCUUGUACGCAAUAACAGUACAUCACACGAGCACAAUUUUUAAUCGGAGAUCAAAAAGCUGAAAUCUAAAAACAAAAACAAAAACAACUCAACUGUAUAAGUGAAUUUUUUUUUUUUUUUAUUUAUUCAACUAAAUGCAACUACUGCGUUGAGGAAGCUUGCCCACAAACCACCCGCAUAUCAAUUGAAAUGCAAGUAAAUUUAUGCAUGCAUUGGUUGCUAUUGCGGCGAGAGCUCAAUGCAGAUUGUCUGUUAGCGGCUGAAUGCUUCAAGAAUUGUAUUGUUGUAUGGGCAUGUGCGCUUCAGCUACAGCUGCACAUAUUCCAAUACAGUCGGCGAUUGCAUUGCCAGCAAUAUUUCCCCUAAGUAUGCAAACUUGCUGCGUUAACAUAAUGUGGCGAAAAGUGUAUUUACUUAUACUAUGCUAGAAAUAAAUCGAGGCAGGUUGCUUGAAGAACAUAUUACUUGAACUGUACAAAAUGAAAACAUAAUAACAACAACAAUUAUAUUUAAAACUUACCCAAAGCGAAAAACAAAAACAUUAAUAUGAUAUAAAAAGUAGAACUAAAUGCAUAAAUAUAUAUGUAUAUUUAUUUAAUCGUAAAGAAAAUAGGGAUAAAGAAACAAACCAAAAAAAAAAAAAAAACAAAAAACCAAAAACCAAUAUGUAAAUUAGAAAAAGAAAGCUAUUUCAAAAUGUAAUUAAGUAUAUACUGCUGUCAUUUGGAAAUCAAAUGACGACUUUUGCGCUUGAAUAUUUUUUCCUAUGAAUAUUUUCAAAUUAUCGUAAUCAUGAGCUGGUUUGGUUAUACAUGCAUAUGUAGUUCUCACAUUAUUGGUUUGCAAUAAAAUGUUAAUAGGUAUGCAGAAAAUACAUACAUACACACAUCUAGCUUUAUAUAGUAAGAUUGAGCCACCAGAUACUGUCGUUUAAACGAUGCAUUCACUCACUUUAUUUCAUUUUUCAACAUUGCAACAAUAAAUUCAUCGAAAUUGAUAAUCAAUUAGAAUUUGAGAAAGUGUGACUGAGGACAACUGUUGGCCAUCUGAAUUAAAGAGGUGACUAAAUUGAAGAGCAAUUUUUAAAGCUAUUAAUUUAAAAAUUUAGUGCACAGUCAAGCAUCUGCGGAAAAACCUAUGUAUUUCAUCAAGCCUUAAAUUGUAAAUAAAAGCAACCACAAAUAAAACCCAAUUGGAUGUGAAUAAACCCCAACCAUUUGAAGCCAAGUUUGUAUUAAGCAGCAGAGAUAGAUUAGCAACCAUUUUUUUUUCUUUAAAUCUAUACAAUCGAAAACAUAAUAUUUCCGAUUUUUUGGCUAAAAAUCGUUUUUUAACUAUCAAACAAUAUUCACAUUCAACUAAUUUGGCUUUGUGCAGCAUUUACCUUUGCGCAACAAACCAUCCAAAUAUAAAUAAAAUCAUUUUGUGUACGUAAAAGCUGGCAAACAAGUUUGUGCCCACAUUUUGAAGGAAAUGCCAAUUGACGAUCUAAAAUGUGCUACCAUAUUUCCAGGGAACUCCUCGAGCUCACGCAAAUAGUAUUGUAUAUGCGAUAAACAUUUAAUGAAACAUAACCCUCAAAUCUAGUAAUUUAUUGCACCGUAGAAUGCCGAUUCGGCAGAUAGGCUCCACAGGCCUUUCUCCUAUUAUACACAGGUCAAUUGCCAUUAGUUUGUCAAUUACAUUAGUCAUAAGUAAGCUUCCAACGCUGGUUAGACUCAAUGAGUAUAGAUUACAACAAGGUUGUCAACCGAAGCCAAAUUGUGAGAGUAACUUCGGCUGCCACGUCAUAUGGGGUUCGGCAUCAGAAGUCUGUGCGCUCAUUUCAAACGUAUUCAUACAUACGCCCAAUCAGCCGUUGUUCAGACGGCAACGAACUGAUAUUGUGUUAUUUUUUCGUACACCACUAAUACAUUCUUAGUUUUUUUGGUAAACGAACCGGAUUCAUAACUCCUGCUUCGUCAGCCCAACCCCUGAUUAUGUCGCAUACGCUGAGAGCCCGCUAACGGUCUGAUAUUGCACAAGGGGAAUUGAGUAUUCUAUCAUUCUUGCAUGCCAUUAAACAUCUUUUCCCCAUGCCAAAAAUUGUUUUACGUUCUUCUGCAUUUAAAAAUAUAAACAAGGAGCAUUAGCUUGAUAAUUUCAUAAAAAAAAAUUUCAAUUUGUGUUUUUAAAGCAACAAUUUGAUGAAAAUUAAUCCAAAACUUCGGGUUGCUUUAUUUUUUAUCCUCACCCAAGCAAACAACGCUAGUGUUUUUGUGUGUUAACAAAAUAUUUAUGACAAUCGUUGCAGCUUUCACCAUAAGAAAACAUGGUAAUUAACAUAAUUACAAUAAUUUCAUUGAAGAUGAGUUUUUCAUUUGUUUUUUCCAAACGCUUCCAACUGGCGCCGUGAAAUGCAUACUUACUUUGAUUGUACUUACAUAUGGAGAUUAGCUAAAGGAAUGCAAGCGCGUGCAUAUAGUAUGUAAUUAAAUUUGAAGAUCAAAAGUUAAAAAUUUAGAAAUACUCUUUGGCAGACGAGCGCUGAUUUGGCGCUAUAUCGAAUAUAAGAAAAAAAAAGACUUGUCUAAAACUAAAAAAAAACUUGGCUAAAAAAAUGCAUAAGCUAAUACUGGAGUAAUGCACACUUCGGUGUAUAGUAGAAGUCAGAACAGUUAAAUUCAGGAAAGCAUUCUAGCGUAUGCUACGAGGGCAUUAAAUAGGGGUCUAAACUCAACGAAAACGCAUUUUAAGCAACAAAAUGGUUGUGAAAAGUGGCAUAAAAUUUUGUUUAAAUUUUUCACAACUUUAAACUUGUAGACUAGAAUUUACAAGGCCUUAUAGCGUAUAAGUUUAAGUGAAAGCGCUGAAAAAAUGGGAAGCAAGAACGAGGAUGUUAAGAAGUACCUAUAUUUUUAGUAUGAGCUCCUUGACCCAAAGAGUUUGUAUAGACUCAAGUCUAAAAGAUGCGAUUUAAUGAAGAAAUUUUCACAACAACGCGGCAUGGGAAGAGCAACUGCCGGUGUUCUGCUUUACAAAACUCUUAAAAGUGCUGCUUCGUCUAGUCUAGAGUUGUCACAAAGUGUUGUUGGAAUUUUAAUUUGGUACUUUCCGAGACCGCACAGGGAACGACAGUCGGUUCUACGUAACCGGAACGACCCGGAUUUAUAUUCAGCCAAGAACUGUCACUUCAGCAGCAUUCCUCGUAUAUGCACGGGGAAUGUUUAUGCUGCUACAACAACAACAACAUAGGUUGCGGUUGACCAAAAAACACUUGGAGAAGGUCGAUGCUGCGCGAACUAGCAGAUGCAGACAUCUCAUGGAACGGUGCAAACACAACAGCACAGAACCGUGUACGAUGCAAGAGUAUUGUCCAGGCCCUAUGCUCCCGAGAGGAGUGAACAAGGCGGAAAAAAAAACUUUCUGAGAUUAGGGACAGCCAUAUUUAUGUAUGUAUAUUGGUUUUUUUUUCUUUGUAAAAAAAUUGUCAUUUGAUUUUUAAAUGAAGCAAACUUAAAUAGUAAUUAAAUUUAGAACCACACACACACACACACACAUGUGCAAUGAAUACAAACGAAAAGCAUAAGGCAUAAAUUUGUUUUAAAUAAUGAGAAAAGUUACGUUAAUAUAUAAAUGUAUGUACAAACAUAUAUACAUACAUGCGAGUACGUGUAAAGGAAGAAAAAGGAUUUUAUAAUUUUUUAUUUUUUCAAAAAAAUCAAAUAAAAAAAUUGAAACUUACCAAAAACACACAUACAUAUAUUACAUACUCAUAAAAAUAUAAAAAAAUAACAAUUUUUAGAAAGUACGAAAAUAAGUAAAAAUAUAUUUCAUCACUUUGAACCAUUACAAACAAACAAACAAAAAAAAAAACAAAAACUAAGAACAAAACACAAACUUAAAAAUAAA
Molecule: messenger RNA, 18678 nt
Organism: Anastrepha ludens (Mexican fruit fly)
Lineage: Eukaryota; Metazoa; Arthropoda; Insecta; Diptera; Tephritidae
Product: trinucleotide repeat-containing gene 18 protein
Exons: 2
Coding region: 2060-3052 (330 amino acids)
Cellular component (GO): nucleus
Source: RefSeq, a predicted model, not a curated record